CAGGAAUGGGGUUGCAGCAAAGGAGGCACAUGGAGCAGGCUGGGCCCAGCCUGGGGGGGGGUCCCUGUGCUGCCCUUGCUCCGGGCCCAUGCCACCCCCCUGUGCAUCGCCCAGCUCUGGGGGGCUCAGCCCUGCAGUGACUGGGGAGACAGCUGCCUCUUUUGGGGGGCUGUAUCCCCUCCUGGCCCCUGCGGAGAAGCCCAAGUUCAAAUCCUGAAGCCGGGGGAAGCUUGGCCCGGGGGGGGGGGGUGCAGAUCCAUGGGAAUUUUCAAGGCCUCGUGGGCCAGAUUUGCUCUGGUUGCUCCCAGGAGCGUCUCCACCGGCCCCGGUCCCCGGGAUCAACGCCUGUCCUGAGCUCCCUCUGUCCCAGUGGGGUUGAUUGGGGCUGAGCUCCCGGCGGGGGCUGGGGCUGCCCUGCUCUGCCUCAUGCCCAUGCUUUGGGGCCGGGGGGGUGGCAUUUUCAGGGGAGGGAAGAGGGUUGCUCUUGGGGUCUCUGCCCCCCUGUGAUGGAGGGUCUAGGGCAGCUGCCCCCCAUGGCUCUCGUCCCAGCUGCUCAGGCCCCGGGCCUCUCCGCAGCCCAACCUCCAGGCUCGGGAGGGCCGGCAGGGCUUGCAAUGAAGCAGCUUGUGCCAGGCCUCGCCCUCCUGCACCCUCUGGGCUCUGACACCGACUCCCGCUGUGACCUUGAGCCUGCCUCUCUUCCCGCGCCGCCCCCACGCCUGCUAUCUGCCCGCGGCGAUAAUGCUCCUUCCCUGCCGUGCUAAAACCCUUGGAUCUAUGGAGGAAAAGUGCAAGUCCCGUUAUCUCCAGCCCGCAGCUAAGAAGCCCGUUCAAACCCUCCGCUCGCAAAGCCUUGGUAACUGCGACACCCCCAAGCGAAAGCGUCUGGGAAUGAUCCUCAAGAGCGCGUCGCAGGACUCGGUGUCCUCGGAGGCUUCGGAUGCAGGUGUCGGGCUGGAUUCCCCAACACAAGAGGACCCCGAUGCCCUCGAAGACGUCUUUGAGAAGGCCAUUCAGGAGUCUGGGAAAGUCAUCAAAGACAAAUUCCCCAUGCGGAGAAUCCACUCCCUGCCGCUGAAGCUCCUGGGCACCAGCCCUGCCCUGAAGAGCGUGUCCAGCCCCCCGACAGCCAGAGAUCGCCGCGCCCUGAUGGAGAACAAGGAGAACGAGGGCGUGUUCAAAAUCCCACUGAAGCCCACGCCCCGUAGCCGGCUGCACACCUCCGAUGGGGCUGGCAGCAGGGACCCCUUUGCACAGAGACCCAACUCCGCCCCGGACCUCAUGUACGGCAGCCCCGAGAAGGAAAAUGUGGCGAUGGAGGCUGAGAGCCCUGUGUGUCUGCGCCGCUCCUCCCUGACCUCCUCCAUGAGCGACGAAGAGGACGAUGGCUUCAUGGAGAUCCUGGAUGACGAGGAGAUGAAGAGCGAAACCAGCGUCCCUGCGGGGAUGAAGAACCUGCUGAUGGCCCCGCUGGUGAAAAAGGAAGAAGCCGAUCUGGGGUUGGCAAAGCCCAGCAAAUGCCGCCAGCUCUUCCGGUCUCCCUCCAUGCCCAGCAGCGUGAUCAGGCCCAUCCUGAAGCGGCUGGAGCGGCCGCAAGACAAGGACACGCCGGUUAAGACCAAGCGGCGGAAGAGUGUGGCAGCCACCGCCGUCGAGGAGGAGCCGAAAUCCCGGCUGCUGCGCUCCAAGUCUCUCUGUCACAACGAGAUUGAAGAGGUCCUGGACAGCGAUCACCGGGAGCUCAUCGGGGACUUCUCAAAGGCUUACCUCCUGCAGACGGUGGAAGGGAAACACCAGGACCUGAAGUACAUCUCCCCAGAAAUGAUGGUGGCAGUCCUCAAUGGCCAGUUCAACAGCCUCAUCGACAGCUGCGUGAUCGUGGACUGCAGAUACCCGUACGAGUACGAGGGAGGCCACAUCAAGGGGGCCGUGCACCUGCCGCUGGAGCAGGACGUGGAGGACUUCUUGCUCAAGACGCCCAUCAUGCCGUUCGACGCCUCCAAGAGGGUGAUCGUGAUCUUCCACUGUGAAUUCUCCUCUGAGAGGGGGCCCCGAAUGUGCCGGUUCGUCAGGGAAAAAGACCGCUCUUGCAAUGAGUACCCCAGCCUGUACUACCCUGAGCUGUACAUCCUGAAAGGGGGCUACCGUGAGUUCUUCCCCCAGUACCAGACGCACUGUGAACCCCAGAACUACCGCCCCAUGCACCACGAGGACUUCAAGGAGGACCUGCGCAAGUUCCGCCUCAAGAGCCGCACGUGGGCCGGGGAGAAGAGCAGGCGGGAGCUCUACAGCCGCCUCAACUUCUGACCGGGCCGGGGCAGGGGAUGCGGGAGGAGACAGCCGGGCAGACAUCACGGAGAGACUUGCCACCCGCCCCAGCGCCUGGGGGUCGGCUCCCACCACCAGAGCCCGUGGCUCUGAUGUGCUGUUGGAGACUUCGCGGGCAUUGAGCCUUGUGGAUGCUGCCCUGCCCCACGCCGCAGACCGGAUUCCCCACUCAAUGCUGUGAAACUGCGGCGGUCGGCACCUGGAUCCUCGUUGGUGCUUUGAACUGUGAGCCAGAAACCCUCCGUCCAUCCAGGAGCAUCUCCAAACAGCGACUGAUCUACCCUCUGGUGCCUGGGAUGGUCUUUGCCCCACCCGGCAGAGCUGCUUUGUUACCCAGGAAGGAGAAACCCCGGUGCUGUGCAGGCUCCCUGCCCUCGAGACCCUGCUGUAAGCACGUGGGCUGUGUCCUCGGUCACGGCAGGGAU
Molecule: messenger RNA, 2753 nt
Organism: Alligator sinensis (Chinese alligator)
Lineage: Eukaryota; Metazoa; Chordata; Crocodylia; Alligatoridae
Gene: CDC25B
Product: cell division cycle 25B
Exons: 16
Coding region: 742-2307 (521 amino acids)
Biological process (GO): positive regulation of G2/MI transition of meiotic cell cycle; positive regulation of G2/M transition of mitotic cell cycle; protein dephosphorylation
Cellular component (GO): nucleus; cytoplasm
Molecular function (GO): protein tyrosine phosphatase activity
Source: RefSeq, a predicted model, not a curated record